This is a messenger RNA of Lasiodiplodia theobromae, 960 nucleotides long. Its product is annotated as Trans-aconitate 2-methyltransferase. The record is from RefSeq and is a predicted model, not a curated record. Gene Ontology annotation, molecular function: trans-aconitate 2-methyltransferase activity. Bases 1 to 960 code for a protein of 319 amino acids. NCBI's taxonomy places the organism in Eukaryota, Fungi, Ascomycota, Dothideomycetes, Botryosphaeriales, Botryosphaeriaceae. The transcript has a single exon.
AUGAUACCCCUCCUCCUCCGCCCGACCACUUCCGCCCGCCCUCGCAUCAUCCACACCAUCUCCAAAACCCUCCUACUGUCAACCGCCCCACGAGCCACGAUGUCGUCAUCAUCCUCGGCCCCCACACUGGACUGGAACGCCGCCAACUACCUGCGCUUCGCCGACGAGCGCACGCGGCCCGCCCGCGACCUGCUCGCCGCCAUCCCGCCUCUCCCCUCUUCUUCUUCUUCUUCUUCUUCUUCUUCUUCUUCUUCUUCUUCCUCGCGCAUCAUCGACCUCGGCUGCGGCCCGGCCAACUCUACCGCGCUCCUCGCCGAGCGCUACGGCACCGGCGCCGGCGGCGCGCGCAUCACCGGCGUCGACUCCAGCCCGAACAUGCUCGAGAAAGCGCGCAAAGUGCUGCCCAGCGCCACCUUCGUCGAGGGCGACCUGCGCACGUACGAGCCCGCUGCCGACGACGGGCCCGUCGAUUUGUUUUUUACUAACGCGGCGCUGCACUGGCUGCCCGACGCCGAAUUGCUGCCGGCGAUCAAGCGCUGGGUCGGCGGCCAUCUGAAGAGUAGUGGUGGGGUUUUUGCCAUGCAGGUCCCGGACAACGUGCGCGAGCCGAGCCACAUGCUGAUGGCGGAGACGGCGAAGGAGCUGGGGGUGGCGGAGGUCGGGAGGUCGCCGUUCCCGGAGCCGAGGGUGUUGGUGGAGGAGUUGCUGCCGCUUUGUGAGCGGGUGGAUGUGUGGCAUACGGUGUAUAAUCAUCGGUUGGAGAAGGGGGCGGAGGGGGUGUUGGAUUGGUUUAGGGAGAGUGGGCUUAGGCCGUAUUUGGAGGGUUUGGAGGAGGGGGAGGAGCGGAAGAGGUUUGAGCGGGUGUAUUUGGAGAAGGUGAGGGAGGCGUAUCCGCCGUUGAAGGAUGGGAGUGUGUUAUUGAGGUUUCCGAGGCUGUUUUUGGUUUGUGUGAAGAAGUAG